Lachnellula hyalina is the source of this 1470-nucleotide messenger RNA. RefSeq lists its product as uncharacterized. NCBI's taxonomy places the organism in Eukaryota, Fungi, Ascomycota, Leotiomycetes, Helotiales, Lachnaceae. The record is from RefSeq and is a predicted model, not a curated record. Bases 1 to 102 code for a protein of 33 amino acids. The transcript has 2 exons.
AUGCCGGGGACAAUCACUACAGAGCCCAUCGAGAUUGCCAUCGUUGGUGGUGGGAUUGUUGGACUCGUACUUGGUAAGUUUAUUCCUAUAUACUCUUGCUGAAACUUUUAGGGGAAGCUCCUCGGCUCUCUCCAAGUACUUGACUUUUUACUAUGCUAAUUCGUUGGGACAGCCGCUGGCCUCACCCGUCAAAAGGUGCGCGUCAAGGUCUAUGAGCAGGCGCGCAAUUUCCGGGAGAUUGGAGCUGGUAUUGGCUUCACGGCAAGAACGGUGCAAUGCAUGGAAAAAGUCAACCCUGCCGUCGUCAGUGCUUUGCGCUCAGGCGGCUCGGUUAACGCUUCGUUGGACGAGCAUGAUCCAAACUCCUAUCUGCGCUGGAUUGAUGGCUACACUCAAAAUCGCGUGGAUGACCCAGAAUACCAAAAAAUACUCCUCACUCUUGAUGCUGGAUACAAGGGCUGGGAGACAGUUCGCCGCGAUCAAUUCUUGGAGGACCUUGUAAAGGUCAUACCAGAGGGCGUAAUUGAACUGCAAAAGCGGCUGGAUAAUAUAGAGCAGAAGGGUGAGGAAGACAAGAUUGUCCUCACUUUUGUUGAUGGGGCUAGAGUUGAAGCUGAUGCCGUCUUUGGAUGUGAUGGUAUUAAAUCUCGGACAAGACAAAUUCUUCUCGGCCCAGAUAAUCCUGCUUCAUAUCCUCAGUAUACCCAUAAGGUUGCAUACCGGGCGUUAAUACCAAUGGACAAAGCACUCGAGGCGUUGGGUGAGUACAAGGGCAGACGCCAGCAUAUGCAUAUUGGCCCUAAUGCGCAUCUCAUCCAUUAUCCUGUCAACCAGAAAAUGAUUGGUGCCACCGUCAUCGUCAGCGAUUCCAAAGACUGGCCCUCUGAUCAACAGAACACCGCACGAGGAUCACGCAAGGAGGUGGAAGCCGCACUUGAGGGCUGGUGUCUUCCCGUUCAAAACUUAAUCAAGUUGUUCCCGGAAGAGCUAGACCAGUGGGCGCUGUUCGACCUCUGGGAGUAUCCUGUCCCAGCUUACAACUACGGUAAAGUAAGCUUAGUUGGUGAUGCAGCACAUGCUUCUAGCCCACAUCACGGUGCUGGCGCGUCCAUGGGAAUUGAAGAUGCGUUAUGUCUUAGUACGUUACUUCAAGAAGUGUCCAAGGACGUGAAUGAGAAUGCAGAAUCCAAAGGUCAGGCAUUGCGAACCGCGUUUGAAACGUACAACGCCAUUCGUCGAACGAGAACCCAGUGGCUAGUCAAUAGUAGUCGUCGGGUCUGCGAUCUUUUCCAUCAGCCUGAUUGGGCGGAUCCAGCAAAGCGUGUCAAGGCCGAGUCAUGCUUUGAGGAAAUCAAGGAUCGAUCUUUUAAAAUUUGGCACCAUGACUCUGCGUCUAUGGUGGAAAAGACCAUUCAAGACUACAGGCAGAGACGCGAGACGCUCUCAGAAACAAAGAUUCAGAUGUCUUAG